Polyodon spathula (Mississippi paddlefish) is the source of this 3483-nucleotide messenger RNA. RefSeq names its product ewing's tumor-associated antigen 1 homolog. Bases 1 to 3363 code for a protein of 1120 amino acids. The transcript has 9 exons. The record is from RefSeq and is a predicted model, not a curated record. Lineage: Eukaryota; Metazoa; Chordata; Actinopteri; Acipenseriformes; Polyodontidae.
AUGAGGCUGAUUGUGAAACCACCAGUCCCGCUUGCGAGUCUCUCGCCACCACCUGGAGCCAGCAGUGCUACAUGCGACACGGUCCCAGAGGUUAGUGCCACCAGCUCAAGCACAACAUAUGAUAGUGGUGGAAAUAUGAUCGACCCGUCUUUGUUGGGCAUGCUAGACGUGCAACUCCGGUUGGCAUUAAUUGAAAGCAGGUUGUUUGCCUUCCAAAACCAAGCGGCCAAAUAUCCAGCAUCAACACGGGACGUUGCUGGGGCAGAGGUGAUAGCCAGCAAGAAAGUUGCUUUGAGUGACAAAAAUCUGGGCCCAGGGCACCAGUUUGCUGACCAAGCAAACCAGCUCCUUUGUGGAUUCCCACAUGCAGUGAGAGUGCCGCUGCAGCAUCUCGUCAACCGUGGGACCAAACGUGCACUGGGGAGGAGGCACGGGAGUGGUGGUAGGUUCAUCAUCGUAGGACAGGCGGCACUGAAUGUUCACGUAGUAAUCCUGCAAGCACCAUUCCUUGUUGGGAAACAGCUUCCCAGAGCUUUUCCACCAAUUGCUUGGAACGGCAACUCUUCUUCCUCCGGGGAAGAGAAAGAGAAGCAGAGGAAGACCGUGAAGACUGUUUCCUGCUUUCCUGGGUGCGUCGUCCAUGGCACAGAGACAAGGGGUGAGGAUGCAGACACCACUCUAACAGAGGUUGAUGGGGAAGAGCGUAGUGCAGGAGUGAGGGACGCAAAGCGAUCUGUACAGCUAUGGGAGAGACGUUUCUCAAGCGUGUGCUUAGAGAAAGGAGCACAAAAUUCACAGAAACUGCAGUUCGCCAGUCUCUCCUUGGUGUGCUUUAGUCCUGCUGCUUUUAAAGGCCUAAAGGCCAAGACCUGCACCAAGAGACCCCCUAGCUAUUCCCUUGUCCUGUUCCCUGGGACUUCAACCAUGACAGUGUUUUCUAUACUCUUAACUCCUAAAAGAUAUUUAAGGACCAGUCAUCACACAUCAAGUUCUACAGUCUCUCCUUGUAGUUGUAAUGACAAUGAGUUACAUUUCCAGCAAGAUAUAUUUUGGGACCCAGCUUCUCCACCAGCCAGAUUUGGUAAAGGAGAAAACAAACUUGCAGUCAGUGGACAUGCUGUAGAAAUUUCAGACCUUGUGAAUCGGAUUGCACCCAAGGAUGAAAAACCAGCCGGCCCUGAAGUUCCACUGCUUGAAAUGUGGAUUGGUGACAGUGCAAUUCCAUGCACUCCUCGGGUACUUCGGGCUAAACCAAAAAAAAAUUCCUUUAGGAGCAGUGGUGUGGAGGACCUUAUGAAGUUAGCAAAGCAGUUUGACAGAAAUAUGAUUCAACAAGGUGGUGAACAAUAUCAUGACAAAAAUCUAGAUAAUAUUUUCCAGCAUGAGAAUGAAGACCAGAUGGAAUCAGAUAUGCAUGAAAAAGGUCUUCCUCCUUUAGGUGAACUGACUGGAAUGAAAAAGAUGAGUUCCUUUAAUUCAAAAAAUGCUGGCACACAAGAGGAAAUUCAAAUUAAAAACAGUAGCCAGAAAUCGGUAGAUCAGGAGGCGGAAGCAGAUAUCAAUGCCCUGUUUGAUGCUCCUACUCAGCUCUUGAGUGGUAGACUGAGUCAGAAUUCGUCAAAGUCAUCAUUUUCGUCACCAGAAAGAAAUGGCUUGUUUGGUGCAGAGACUAAUAAUGUUGCAAAAAGUACUUACAAAGGGGACGUGAACUUCAAAUUUAAUAAGACUCCUGGGUUUGAAAUAAAGCUGAAUUCUUACCAAAAUACAACAGAGCAAUGUGCAAUAAAGCACACAACUGUUUCUUCAUCAAAACCACCUAUAAACAGAGCAGAAUUGGCCUCUAAAUCAUCUGUGUCAUCUGUAUCCACAGAUGAUUUUGAUGAUGAUUGGAGCAGUGAUUUGCUUGAUGACUCUUUUGUCUCAGAAAUUACUCAGAACCCUAAGCUUAUUGCAACUCCUAAAAGGACCCACUGUUGUAAACAAACAGGUGCUAAUAUUACCCAAAAUAAUCAGUGUGUGUCUAGGGAAAAGACAAACAAAUGUAUUGAACAUGGCAGCAGCGUGUCUUCUAUGUUGCAUAGUGGUUUAACUGGUAAGGAGUCUCGGCAGCAUGGCAUUGAUAUGAAUCCAGGAGAAUUUCAAAGAAAAAACAAUGCUUUUGAAAAAGUAAGGAAUAGAACUACUUUUGUGCUGCAAAAAAACUUACAGGUCCAAGCAGGUGAGACAAGUGUGGAGAAUAUAUCUAAGCAGACUGCCUUUUGUGCAUCCAAUAAACCUGAACCACAGAAAGACUUGCAUCAACAAAACUUAUAUAAAAAUGAAACAAGGUUCAACAAAGGGUCACCCAGCACGCCUUCUAAAAACACACACAACUUUCAGCAGGUUCAAAGUGUAAAAAGUGCAGGUAGCACAGACAAGACCUUUAAUCAGCAAAGUGCAACAUCUUGUGAUUCUAUGUAUAGGACAUCAAAGCCUGUAUACCCACAUGUCAAAUGUCAACAAGUCAGAGUUGAGGCACCAAAACAAACCACCUUUUCGGUUGAUGACUGCAGUGAAUCCAGAUUCUCAGAUGGAGUUUUAAUAAAUGCUGUUGAUGAGUGUGACAGUCUUUGGGGUGAUGUUGAUGAUGAUGACUUGUUUUAUCAGGUGUGUGAUGAUGUAGACAAGUUGGCUGAGGCUCAAAGCACAGGGCUUAGCACAAACAUUAUGUCAUCUUCUGUGAAAAGGAAUAACUCCCAACCAGUCACCUACCCAAACAAAAUGAAAUCUGGCCCAGCACCAAGUGCUGUUCGAGGAAUGUCUGCUCAAAGCAGUUAUGCUGCUCCUGAAAACCGUUACCAAAACAGAUCUGUGGGAAACGCAACAAAUAAACCUCCAGCUACAAUUAAUCAAGCUAAUUCUGUUCCUACUACAUUUGGAAAUGACUCUCCCAUUAAUGCAACUUCGUCUUUAAACCAGAAAACCUACACUUUGAAUGCAAAUUCAGAUCAGAGUGUGUUUGUGCCUUCUAUUAAUAACAACAAAUCAGAUACUUCAAAGUAUGUAUUUACAAAACUAAGGAGCACUGAAGUUUCAAAAGAACAAUGUAGUAAAAUGACAAGACUUGCCUCUGGAAAUAUAACCUAUAAGCAAAGUUAUGAUAAAGGAACUGUCCAAUCACAUCCAUCUUCCAGUGGAAUUACUGGUGCUUCUUCCAAAAGGCAUCUUUCUGGCUCAAUUGCACUGACAAGUAGUAAAGUUUUUGUAACCAACCAUCGGACUGUAAAAUGCUCUCAAGAAGAGAUUGAAAAAAAGAAACAAGAAGCACUGGCACGAAGACGGAUGAGAAUACAGACAUCUCUUCAGAAUGGUGCGCCAGUGUGAUCAGUAAGCACUUGAGCCGUACCAUUCCAAAGAACUGGAGAGCUGAAGAACUGACUAUACCUGUUUCUGCCAAAUGUCUGGAUUCUGAAUUAAAUCACUGGGAUUAUUUCAGCCUUAUUA